AUGGGACCCAGCUGUCCGAUCUGCUCUAAGCCCGUCAAUGCAAGCAAAAUCAACGAGCACAUUGACUCAGGGUGCGAGGAUUUUGUUGAUUCCCCUCAGAGCAGCCAGAAUUUAGCUGGGGAUGGCGCGUCACAGUCUCAGACCAGCCCGUCGAGUUCCAUACCCAGUUUCUUCCAACCAGCGAGCUCCAGGAAGGCGGCUGCGGCGCAAAAGCUGACGGAACGGCCCAACGGCGCAGCUCAAACACAGCCAUCCAAGGUCGGCACGGGCAAAAGACUCUUUUCUCAGGAGCCUGGAACACCGACGCCUGGAGGUGGUACUCUGAGGGCCUCCGUUUCACCAGCACCCCUUCAUGAAAGUGGUAAUGAUCAUUUGGCCAAGAGAGUCAAAUCGUCAAAUGCAUUGCAAAAAUCAGCGCCGUUGGCAGAACGGAUGCGGCCAAGAACACUUGAUGAAAUGUGUGGACAGGAGCUAGUUGGUGAAAAUGGGGUGUUGCGUGGUCUUAUCGAGAGAGACAGGGUUCCUAGUAUGAUUCUUUGGGGCAGUGCAGGAACGGGGAAAACUACGCUUGCCAGAGUGAUUGCUUCCAUGGUGGGGAGCAGAUUCGUGGAGAUCAACAGUACGAGUUCUGGAGUGGCUGAGUGCAAGAAGCUAUUUGCAGAGGCAAAGAAUGAGCUGAGCCUGACGGGGAGGAAAACGAUCAUAUUCUGUGACGAGAUUCACCGGUUUUCAAAAUCUCAACAAGACGUGUUUCUUGGGCCCGUCGAAAGUGGGCAAGUAACAUUGAUUGGAGCUACGACUGAAAACCCAUCUUUCAAGGUCCAGAAUGCAUUGCUAUCGCGGUGUCGAACUUUUACUUUGGCAAAGCUUACGGAGGAGAAUAUCUGUGCCAUACUCAAUCGUGCAUUGAGAGUUGAGGGACCUAAUUACUCACCCUCUGCACUGGUUGACGAUGAGCUGAUUAGAUAUCUUGCUGCUUUUGCUGAUGGUGAUGCUCGGACUGCUUUGAACCUCUUGGAGUUAGCAAUGGACCUGUCACAGAGAGAAAACAUGACAAAAGACGAGCUCAAGAAGUCCCUUACACGGACACUGGUUUAUGACCGAGCAGGUGACCAGCACUACGAUACCAUAUCUGCCUUUCACAAAUCAAUCCGUGGAAGUGACCCUGAUGCAUCUCUCUACUAUCUAGCUAGGAUGAUCCAAUCAGGCGAAGACCCGCUGUAUAUAGCUCGCCGCCUGAUAGUGGUUGCAUCCGAGGAUGUUGGCUUAGCAGACAACACCAUGCUAUCAUUGGCUACAGCAGCUUAUACUGCCGUUGAGAAGAUAGGCCUUCCUGAAGCACGAAUUAACCUUGCUCAUGCCACCGUUGCCCUAGCUCUGGCUCCAAAAAGCACCAGGGCUUACAGGGGCCUAGCUAACGCAAUGGCGAGCUUGGAAGAACCAGGGAUAGCAGGUCUACCUAUCCCAAUCCAUCUACGAAAUGCUCCAACAAGACUGAUGAAGGAAAUCGGCUAUGGCAAAGAGUAUAAAUAUAACCCUGACUACGAAGAUGGAAAAGUAGUGCAGGACUAUCUUCCUGACAAGCUAAUUGGAAGGACUUUCCUGGAUGACCUUGAUCUUGGGACUAAGGUCGAUCCUGCCCUUGAUUCAUGA
Trichophyton rubrum CBS 118892 is the source of this 1653-nucleotide messenger RNA. RefSeq lists its product as uncharacterized. The record is from RefSeq and is a predicted model, not a curated record. Gene Ontology annotation, molecular function: single-stranded DNA helicase activity; ATP binding; DNA binding. Gene Ontology annotation, cellular component: nucleus. The transcript has a single exon. Gene Ontology annotation, biological process: regulation of DNA repair; DNA-templated DNA replication. NCBI's taxonomy places the organism in Eukaryota, Fungi, Ascomycota, Eurotiomycetes, Onygenales, Arthrodermataceae. The coding region runs from base 1 to 1653 and encodes 550 amino acids.